GGGCGGUAUAGCGCUGGUGAAUUAGGUACAAUGAAGUUACAAACCAAAGCCGUGAAUGUGUUAGAGAGAACAUCACACUAUCUUCAAGCGGGAGUUCUUACCAAGAAGCCUUUGUGGUUCGAUGCGUUGGGAAAGUAUCCACCAAACAAGAACUUUCUCCACGAGGUGAAGGAGCAAGUCAAUGAACAGUCGAUUUCUUUGAACAAGACGCAGUAUGCGUCGAAGAAUGCACCAUUGUACAAGACAAGACAAUCUCAAAAGCCGGGCAAGAGCCCUUAUAAACCAAAUAAACUUCGUUAUGUCGAGGACGAGUUGAGAAGUUUGUUCUUUGAACAACACCCAUGGGAGCUCGCAAGACCAAAAAUUGUCUUGGAAAACACAGGUGACGAUAUCAAGUCCCAGGACUGGUCCUCGAUAAAACAGCUAAAUAAGCCAUUGGAUGGUGAAUCAGUUGUACAGAGAACCCUCUACCUCGUUAAGAAUGAGUCUAAAACUCUUGCAGACGCAUAUGACCAGGCAAGAUUUGAGUUUUACAGAUUGAGAAUCCAAGAGGAGAUACAAGAUCAAGUGAGCAGAGAAGAGAACGAAAUGUUUGGUUCAGUGUUCAACGCUGGUCCUUUGGAAUACGGUGUUGAAAGAGAACAGGUUGUCAUUGAUAAAUGGAGAGUUGAAGCUGAAGAACUCUCCAGAAUCGCAGAGGCUAGUAAGAAACAGGACAACGCGAUCUAACCGGAUCUUGUGUUAUUUCUUUUGUACAUAGAGAAGCAAAGAAUACAUUGUUUAUAAUCGU
This is a messenger RNA of Williopsis jadinii, 790 nucleotides long. It is a transcript of the gene RSM25, whose product is annotated as mitochondrial 37S ribosomal protein mS23. The transcript has a single exon. NCBI's taxonomy places the organism in Eukaryota, Fungi, Ascomycota, Saccharomycetes, Phaffomycetales, Wickerhamomycetaceae. Gene Ontology annotation, molecular function: structural constituent of ribosome. Gene Ontology annotation, cellular component: mitochondrial small ribosomal subunit. The record is from RefSeq and is a predicted model, not a curated record. Bases 31 to 729 code for a protein of 232 amino acids.